CCGCGGCCCAGGCCCGGGCCGAGCCUGCUGCUCCUCGCUAGCCUCCCCAGCCCUGCGCCUCGCCUCCCGGCCCGAGGAGGAGGUGGAGGAGGCGCCGCCUUCGCCGCGCCGCGCGCCCUCGCCGUUGUCUGCGCUGCGCUCUGGACCAGUUUGGGGAAGUUGCCCGAGACCCGUGUCGCCCAGAUGUGCGACCUCAUUGAGCCGCAGCCGGCCGAGAAGAUCGGCAAGAUGAAGAAGUUGCGGAGAACUUUGUCGGAUAGUUUCAGCCGCAUUGCCUUGAAGAAAGACGACACCACCUUUGAAGAGGUGGAUUCUUUAUCGUCUGAGCCGCCAGGGAAGCCCAAGAAUACUGGAAUAUGUGUCACAAAGAUGUCCACACGAAACUGCCCAGGAAUGGACUCAGUGAUCAAACCCCUGGACACAAUUCCUGAGGAUAAGAAAGUCAGGGUUCAGAGGACACAGAGCACUUUUGACCCGUUUGAGAAACCCACUAAUCAAGUAAAGAGGGUGCAUUCUGAGAACAAUGCUUGCAUUAACUUUAAUAAGAGCUCCUCCGCGGGCAAAGAGUCUCCUAAGGUUCGGCGGCACUCCAGCCCCAGCUCGCCAACAAGUCCCAAAUUUGGAAAAGCUGACUCAUAUGAAAAACUGGAAAAACUAGGGGAAGGAUCUUAUGCUACAGUAUACAAAGGGAAAAGCAAGGUGAAUGGAAAGUUGGUAGCCCUGAAGGUGAUCCGGCUGCAGGAAGAGGAAGGUACACCUUUUACAGCUAUCAGGGAAGCUUCUCUGUUAAAAGGACUAAAACAUGCUAACAUAGUGCUACUUCAUGACAUCAUCCACACCAAGGAGACACUGACACUUGUGUUUGAAUAUGUGCAUACUGAUCUAUGUCAGUACAUGGACAAGCACCCUGGGGGGCUGCAUCCAGAUAAUGUGAAGCUGUUUUUAUUUCAGUUGCUGCGAGGGCUGUCUUACAUCCACCAGCGCUAUAUUUUGCACAGAGACCUGAAACCACAGAACCUUCUGAUCAGUGACACGGGGGAGUUAAAGCUGGCAGAUUUCGGUCUUGCAAGAGCAAAAUCCGUCCCUAGCCACACAUACUCCAAUGAAGUGGUUACCCUGUGGUACAGACCUCCAGAUGUCCUCUUGGGCUCGACAGAAUAUUCCACCUGCCUUGACAUGUGGGGAGUUGGCUGCAUCUUUGUUGAGAUGAUCCAGGGAGUUGCUGCUUUUCCAGGAAUGAAAGACAUUCAAGAUCAACUUGAACGAAUAUUUCUGGUUCUUGGAACGCCAAAUGAGGACACAUGGCCCGGAGUUCACUCUUUACCACAUUUUAAGCCAGAACGCUUUACCCCGUACAGCUCUAAAAACCUUAGACAAGCAUGGAAUAAGCUCAGCUAUGUGAAUCAUGCAGAAGAUCUGGCCUCCAAGCUCCUCCAGUGUUCCCCAAAGAACAGACUAUCAGCUCAGGCUGCCUUGAGCCACGAGUAUUUCAGUGACCUACCCCCGCGGCUAUGGGAACUGACUGACAUGUCUUCUAUUUUUACCGUCCCAAAUGUAAGAUUGCAACCGGAAGCCGGAGAAAGCAUGAGGACCUUUGGGAAAAACAGUAGUUAUGGCAAAAGUCUAUCCAAUAGCAAGCACUGAUGCGCACAGCGUUCUCCAGAGAGCACAGGAUUAAGUUGUCAUCGUUCUGGGGAGGAAAAAAAAAAUUAAUGAAGUGGCCAAUAAUAUGAAGGGAAUCAUGGAUCAGUUUCCUUUCACUCCCUGGGGUGGAUUUCACUUAGAAGAAAAUUGAAGCUGGCAAGACCCCGUUUUCUCUGCAAUUUAUUUAAAACCUUGCACGCAUUUGGAUACCUUGUGAUUUCCAAGAACUAUGUGAAGAUUAAGUUUUGCUUACUGAUACAUGGCAUGUAUUCUUUUCAGUCUUUUGUGUUUGAUUUUGUUUGAUUUCCCUCUGCACCGCAGCGUCUCUGUAAAGGUUUUUAUGCUUUCACCAGCCAUGUCUUAAAUACAUUAAGACAACACACUUGGUGUUCACACUUCUUCAGUAAUGUCUGUACUUGAAAGCCACAUAGUGGCAUAAAACAAUGUGUGUUUUCUUUGAGAGCAGUGCACAUUUUGCAGCCACCAGGAAGGAAAAUUGUAGCUGAAGCAAACCCAUGUUCUCUGACUGACUUGACAACUUGGUCUCUGGCGGUGGAGCCCCACUUGUCUCUUCCCUUUUGAGAAGGUUUGCAAAUGUGCUUUUUUUUUUUUUUUUUCUCGGAAACAACUGCACAUUUAUAUAGGAUAUCGGAAUCUGCUUAGCAUUUUCAAGCCACAUAGCAUGACUGUUCUCUGAGCAGGCUGGAAGUGAAGAAACAAAUAUGAAACAUUAAGAACAAAGACAGGGAUAAAUCGCUUCCUUUUGAACCUCUGGAAAUGGAGGUAACUUUUUACGUGUUUUCUGGGUCUUGUCAACAUCUUAUUUUUUCCAUCCACUUUCUUAUGCUUUGUAUUUUCUAAAUGGUGAAAAGUGAAGAACAGAACGUUUGAAUCGUGGGUGCAAAAGAAUUAUAUCUUCUGGAUGAGCCCCAAGUACUGUCUUUACUAGUCAACAUUGAAAAAGCAGAUUACCAAGUUAUCCAGAGUGUGAAAUUUGCUCAUUUACACCAAAGCACCUUUGAACCACAUUUUUUUUUUAAACAUUCCAAGCUGAUUGGAAGGCAUCAUUGGGUACCCUAACUGUAAACAGUCUCCGGGAAUAACUGUACGGAUGCCGGUGUUAGAAACAAGGCUGGAGUCUUGCUUUAAAGAUGGAAAAGGGGGGAAAAAAGAAAGGCCCAGCUUCCCUUGUUUAAGAAGUUGAGAGACCUUGGAGAAUGAAGGCAAAUAUGUGACAUGGAGCGAGAUGUGGAUUGCGCAUGCGGACUUUGAUGCGGGGGAGAGCUGCCUGGCACAGGUCUGUUCCUGGUGGGGCAGCCCUCGCUGCAGAUGCCAAAUAACACGGAGGCUAAUGGGGAAGUUGGGAAGCUUCACCUAGAUCAUGAAACCUAGCUCCUCAGGACACCAGUUCCCAUGGAAAUCCUGGCGUGUACCUCGUUUUACGUUUCCUGUUAGAGAGGAGAGUUGCACUUUCUAGGAUCAAGAAUAGGAAUUACCAGCCAGCUUGACAAAGACUUUUCCCUGAGCGUCAGGUGAAGGAAAAGCUUUUCUGUGGUCAAACCCAGUACACUUAGGAAAUCAGACCCAGAAUUUCUUAACAUGAAAACGGUACUUUCCCUGGAAUGGGAUGUGAGUAUAGAUGUUAAGGUCACAAUCGAUCUUGUCCCCAAAGUAGCAUUCAUUGUAAGCUUCCAAGUGCUAAGCCAUUUACUGGUUGAUUUUAAAGAGAGGAAAAGUUAUCCAGGGCCAGAGUGUUUACUGUUUGCCACCUAGAACUCCUUCCCAUUCUUCUUUCACACAUUCCAACUCUUUGGAAGUCUGCAGAGGGAUUUUUACUUCACGUGUAUUUACAUUAGGAUUUCUUAAAGUAAGUAUGGAAAGAAAACUUGACCUGCAGUCAGAAAACAAGCCUUUCCUGUGAUUUGUCUGAAUUAUUCAUUUUAGGGGAGAGGCACAGCUUUUGUACUUAAUGAAGUUUAAACGAAGGGCAACCGAUGAUGAAGUCUUGCUACAUAAUAAGCUUUCUAACUUGAAAAUUUGAAGAUAUUUAAUGUUUAAAGACUUCAGUUAGAAAUGUGAAUUUAUUCACAGAUCUAUGACCCUAUUACUGGCAGUUUCUCUUGCAAAAUGAAAUGUGAUACUUCUCAGUAGAAGGAAUAUGUUUUAUUACAGUGACGUGUUUCAGAAGGGUCUCACUUAGGAGAUUUCUGGUUCCCCUUGCUUGCCGUUGGUACAGGACAUCCAAAGUUUCCUUCUCUUUUCUCUCCCACUUGCAACUAACUUUUCCUUUUUUUCCCCUCCUCUCACUGAGGACAGCCAUGAAAAUCACUCCAGACUGUGUUCAUGAGCAGAUUUAUUAUUCUUUUGAGAAAGCACUGGAAUGUUUUGUGAGAUAUUUUUAUAUGAAGGUUCAAACAGUUCAAACAGCUGGAAUAGUUAGAACAUGUUAGCAUGGUAGCUACAUCCGCAUGACAUGACUACACGGUGCUCCGAAAGGAAACCUGGGGCUUCGUUUCCAUUGUCUUGAAGGAAGAGUUUGGUUGACUAAAAAAUACAAGAUGCACAGGACAUGAAAAAAAAAAAAAAAUGUUUGCAGUACUCAGAAAAUAAAAAUAAACAGGGGUAUCAGGCGGGAAUGGCUGUCCAUCCAGUGACACAAGGGUGAGAAGCUAUUUCUACCUCCCAAGAGUGACAAGAAGAGGCCCCAGAGGACCCUCCAAGCUUGAAGAGGAAGCACGGUCUCUGGGUGUCCUUCCCUCAGUGUGUACGUGAUAGCCAGUGUAAUCAAUACCUUAGUAAUGAGUCUACACAAGAUAAUCACCUGUGAAUGUUACUGGUUUUGUAAUCUUUGUUAUAUAAGAGGAUGUUUAGGCUGUACAUACUGGGGUAGAUUAUUGCCUGCCCCUUAUACAUAGGAAUAUGCUGCAUAAUUGCAUAGAACUUCCAUCUCCCUUACCAGCUUGUAGGCAGAGGAAACCAUAUAUGCUACUGCCUUGCAGUUUUCUCAGACACCAAAAACCAAACCAAACAAAAUCAAAUCAAAUAAGCAAUUUCCUCAUUCCCUUCCUAUAGCAGCAUAUUUUAGAGGCACAUAUGAAAACUAAAUUCUCUAGUUGGGAGUGGAUUUUUUAAAUUUUUCUUUUUAUCUUUUUUUUUUUUUUUAUAUGAUACACUGAAAUGUGUACUUUCUAACAGGCAGUUGGUACCUAAGAAAUGAGCUAGCAUCAUUCAGAAAACUAUUAUCCUUCAAAAUGACACAUAGUAAAGGAGAAUGGAAUAAUACAUGUUGCAUAUUUGUUACCAGUUGUAAUUUGUCUGUAUUAUGAAAGACGUAAUGGUUUGUCAACUGUCACUGUUGUUUUCUUGUAACAUGAUAUGGAAUAAAGUAUAGCAGAAUCUCUGUA
This is a messenger RNA of Dama dama (fallow deer), 5048 nucleotides long. It is a transcript of the gene CDK14, whose product is annotated as cyclin dependent kinase 14. Gene Ontology annotation, cellular component: cytoplasm; cytosol; nucleus. The record is from RefSeq and is a predicted model, not a curated record. Gene Ontology annotation, molecular function: cyclin binding; cyclin-dependent protein serine/threonine kinase activity; ATP binding. NCBI's taxonomy places the organism in Eukaryota, Metazoa, Chordata, Mammalia, Artiodactyla, Cervidae. The transcript is spliced from 16 exons. Gene Ontology annotation, biological process: protein phosphorylation. Bases 184 to 1644 code for a protein of 486 amino acids.